Messenger RNA from Cataglyphis hispanica, 3987 nucleotides. RefSeq names its product dentin sialophosphoprotein-like. Lineage: Eukaryota; Metazoa; Arthropoda; Insecta; Hymenoptera; Formicidae. The transcript is spliced from 2 exons. Bases 40 to 3756 code for a protein of 1238 amino acids. The record is from RefSeq and is a predicted model, not a curated record.
AUUUGAAUUAAUACACGGGUUUACAAUUAGUCUCGCACGAUGCGUAUCUUAUUUUUCACGAUUUUGUGCCUUUCCACGAUCGCUUGUAUAGCGGCAGAGAUUAAUUUUGUCAAAGGUCAACGUAAGGAGGGCGAUCAUGUUAUAGCUAAUAGAACUAUUUACAAGCCUGCAAUUCGCUGGAAGCCUAUGAUAGCCACAAUCGGUAUUUCAACUCGAUCACACAAUGAAUUUAUCAAUUACGUUAAUAUCAGUAGUAUAUUCGGCAGAAAAAUCAAAUACAGGGAGCUAAAAGGUGGCAUCGACAAACAAUAUCUAGUAGUAAAAGCCAAUGGACAAUUUGGAGAGGGAUUAUAUUUACACGUGGAAGCUUUUGCCAUACAUGUUCCCAAUACAUCCAAACAUGAAAGCAGCAACACAUCUGACAAUAAAAGCAGCAGCGAAUCCGACGAUAAAAGCAGCAGCACAUCCAAAGAUAAAAACAGCAGUACAUCCGACAAAAGCAACACAUCUGAGGAUAGAAACAGCAAUACAUCAAAUGAUGAAAGCAGCAAAACUUCCGACAGCAAUACAUCUGAUGAUAAAAAUAGUAAUACAUCCAACAAUGAAAGCAACAAUUCAUCUGAGGAUAGCAGCAGCAACACAUCCAAAGAUGAAAGCAGCAAAAGUUCCGACAAUACAAACAGCAGUGCAUCUGACGAUAAAAACAAUUCAUCACAUGAUGAAAAUGAUAACGAUAAUGGAAGUAGCAGCACAUCCAAUGAUGGAAGCAGUAGUGCACCUGAUGGUGGAAAUAACAGUGCACCCGAUAGUGGAAGCAGCAGCGCAUCCAAUGAUGGAAGCAAUAGUGCAACUGAUGAUGGAAACAAUAACGCAUCCGAUAGUGGAAGCAGCAGUGUGCCCAAUGAUGGAAAAAACAGCGCCCCUAAUGGUGGAAGCAGCAGCUCACCUAAUGAUGUAAGCAAUAGCGCACCUGAUGAUGGAAGCAGCAGCGCACCCAAUGAUGGAAGCAACAGUGCGCCUAAUGGUGGAAAUAACAACACACCCGAUAAUGGAAACAGCAACGCACCCAAUGAUGGAAGCAGUAGUGCACCUGAUGGUGGAAACAACAGCGCAUCCGAUAGUGGAAGCAUCAACGCACCCAACGACGGAAACAAUAGCGCACCUGAUGGUGGAAACAACAGCGCACCCGAUGAUGGAAGCAGCAGUGCUCCCAAUGGUGGAAGCAGCAACGCACCCAAUGAUGGAAGCAGUAGUGCACCUGAUGGUGGAAACAACAGCGCAUCCGAUAGUGGAAGCAUCAACGCACCCAACGACGGAAACAAUAGCGCACCUGAUGGUGGAAACAACAACGCACCCGAUAGUGGAAACAGCAAUGCACCCAAUGAUGGAAGCAGCAGCGCACCUGAUGGUGGAAACAACAGCGUACCCGAUAGUGGAAACAGCAAUGCACCCAAUGAUGGAAGCAGUAGUGCACCUGAUGGUGGAAGCAGUAAUGCACCUGAUGGUGGAAACAACAACGCACCCGAUAGUGGAAACAGCAACGCACCCAAUGAUGGAAGCAGUAGUGCACCUGAUGGUGGAAACAACAACGCACCCGAUAGUGGAAGCAGCAGCGCACCCGAUAGUGGAAGCAGCAACGCACCCAAUGAUGGAAGCAGUAGUGCACCUGAUGGUGGAAACAACAACGUACCCGAUGGUGGUAGUAGCAGUGCGCCCAAUGAUGGAAGUGGCAGUGCGCCCAAUGAUGGAAGCAGUAAUGCACCUGAUGGUGGAAACAACAACGCACCCGAUAGUGGAAGCAGCAGCGCACCCGAUAGUGGAAGCAGCAACGCACCCAAUGAUGGAAGCAGUAGUGCACCUGAUGGUGGAAACAACAACGUACCCGAUGGUGGUAGUAGCAGUGCGCCCAAUGAUGGAAGUGGCAGUGCGCCCAAUGAUGGAAGCAGUAAUGCACCUGAUGGUGGAAACAACAGCGUACCCGAUAGUGGAAACAGCAAUGCACCCAAUGAUGGAAGCAGCAGCGCACCUGAUGGUGGAAACAACAGCGUACCCGAUAGUGGAAACAGCAAUGCACCCAAUGAUGGAAGCAGUAGUGCACCUGAUGGUGGAAACAACAACGCAUCCGAUAGUGGAAGCAGCAACGCACCCGAUAGUGGAAGCAGCAACGCACCCAAUGAUGGAAGCAGUAGUGCACCUGAUGGUGGAAACAACAACGUACCCGAUGGUGGUAGUAGCAGUGCGCCCAAUGAUGGAAGUGGCAGUGCGCCCAAUGAUGGAAGCAGUAAUGCACCUGAUGGUGGAAACAACAACGCACCCGAUGGUGGUAGUAGCAAUGCACCCAAUGAUGGAAGCAGCAGUGCGCCCAAUGAUGGAAGCAGUAGUGCACCUGAUGAUGGAAACAACAACGCACCCGAUAGUGGAAGCAGCAAUGCGCCCAAUGAUGGAAACAGCAGUGCGCCCAAUGAUGGAAGCAGUAGUGCACCUGAUGGUGGAAACAACAACGCACCCGAUAGUGGAAACAGCAAUGCACCCAAUGAUGGAAGCAGCAACGCACCCAAUGAUGGAAGCAGUAGUGCACCUGAUGGUGGAAACAACAACGUACCCGAUAGUGGAAACAGCAAUGCACCCAAUGAUGGAAGCAGCAGCGCACCUGAUGGUGGAAACAACAGCGUACCCGAUAGUGGAAACAGCAAUGCACCCAAUGAUGGAAGCAGUAGUGCACCUGAUGGUGGAAACAACAACGCACCCGAUGGUGGAAGCAACAGCAAACCUGAUGGUGGAAGCAGCAGUGCGCCCAAUGAUGGAAGCAGUAAUGCACCUGAUGGUGGAAACAACAACGCACCCGAUAGUGGAAGCAGCAACGCACCCAAUGAUGGAAGCAGUAGUGCACCUGAUGGUGGAAACAACAACGCACCCGAUAGUGGAAGCAGCAGCGCACCCGAUAGUGGAAGCAGCAACGCACCCAAUGAUGGAAGCAGUAGUGCACCUGAUGGUGGAAACAACAACGUACCCGAUGGUGGUAGUAGUAGUGCGCCCAAUGAUGGAAGCAGCAGUGCGCCCAAUGAUGGAAGCAGUAGUGCACCUGAUGGUGGAAACAACAACGCACCCGAUAGUGGAAGCAGCAGCGCACCCGAUAGUGGAAACAGCAACGCACCCAAUGAUGGAAGCAGUAGUGCACCUGAUGGUGGAAACAACAACGCACCCGAUAGUGGAAGCAGCAGCGCACCCAAUGAUGGAAGCAGCAGCGCGCCUGAUGGUGGAAACAACAACGCACCCGAUAGUGGAAACAGCAACGCACCCAAUGAUGGAAGCAGUAGCGCACCUGAUGGUGGAAACAACAACGUACCCGAUGGUGGUAGUAGUAGUGCGCCCAAUGAUGGAAGCAGUAGUGCACCUGAUGGUGGAAACAACAACGUACCCAAUGAUGGAAGCAGUAACGCACCUGAUGGUGGAAGCAUCAACGCACCCAAUGAUGGAAGCAGCAGCGCACCCGAUAGUGGAAACAGCAACGCACCCAAUGAUGGAAGCAGUAGCGCACCCAAUGGUGGAAGCAAUAGCGCAGCUGAUGAUGGAAGCAGCAAUACAUCCAAUGGUGAAAACAAUAGCACACUUGACAAUGGAAACAACACUACUCCCGGAAGCAACAGCAUACCUGGCGGUGCAAACAGCAAUACGCCCAACGAUGAAAGCAGCAGCACACCUACUAUUAAUAAUACCGAUAAUAGCAAUAAUACAGGCAAUAACAAAAAUGCAUAAAAAUUUAAUUAAGAUAUAAAAUAAUUAUUGAUUUAUCUAAACUACAACUUUCACAAAUAAUUCUGUAAAUACGUAGCAAUUAUCACAUAUAUAUUAUUGCAUACACAUAAAAUAUAUAAUGAUUACGUUAUGCUAUAUUUUAUGUAAUGCAUUAUUUAAUUGGUAUAAGAUAAUGUGUAUCUACGUAUAAAUGUAAUUAUACAAAUAAGAAUAAGUAUGCUUUAAAUUAAA